GGCGAACUUUCCCAACGUCAAGCAAUCGACAUCGUCCGUAUCCACAUUCCAUACAGACACAAUGGCCACCACUAUCUCGCACGAUCUUGCCUGGGAGGUUACCAAGGGACGCAGCUCCACGCUCGUCAAGAGGGCGAACGGUGUCCAGUUCUCGCGCGAUCCUCUUAACCUGAGGAACGUGUACAGCCGCAAGAACGAGGGCUCCAUUGCCAACAAGGCUAUCGGUGUUAUCCCCGGCCCCGAGGGCGGUGUCACUCUUCUCAUCAAGAAGGCCGACAAGCACCACCAGCCCGCAUCUGCCGUCCAGACUACCACCUUCGGCCCCAGCAGGUCCACCCGCAAGACAUACUCCGCCAUCGUCAACUCCACCACCAAGCGCAACUACCGCCCCGACCUCCGCCAGGACGCCGUCGCUAAGGCCUCCGCCAUCCGCAAGAGCCAGAAGCCUGUCAAGGAGUCCAAGCCCGCUAAGGCCAGGGGUGCCAAGGCUCAGGCCGCUGCCACCGAGGCAUAGAUCAUGAGAUACUGAAGAGCGUGGUGCAUGUGAAUUGGUUCGGAGUUUUACUUCAUUCGGUUCAUCAUCUUCUGUGGGAUUCGGAGCUCAUGAAAGGAAAUGAGCAUGGGUUGCAUGAAC
Alternaria rosae is the source of this 634-nucleotide messenger RNA. RefSeq names its product ribosomal L28e protein family-domain-containing protein. Gene Ontology annotation, cellular component: cytosolic large ribosomal subunit; ribosome. NCBI's taxonomy places the organism in Eukaryota, Fungi, Ascomycota, Dothideomycetes, Pleosporales, Pleosporaceae. The record is from RefSeq and is a predicted model, not a curated record. The transcript is spliced from 5 exons. Gene Ontology annotation, biological process: translation. Gene Ontology annotation, molecular function: structural constituent of ribosome. Bases 62 to 514 code for a protein of 150 amino acids.